AUGAAAGAACCACGAGAACAGCGGAGUGUCGUAGGCUCACGCGUUGCCUCCCAAGCAUCUGUACCCCAUGCCGGCCUGGCACAAUGUUGGGUAUGCUAUUGCCGCUGCGGUCUGGACGUUCCAAACAAGAUCGACGCGGAGAUAGCGAAGAUAUUUGGAUCCAUCAAGAGUGCUAGGAACCUCGGGACGGCAGAUAGGACCCACGUCAUUUAUGCAUACAACUACACGGUAUAUCUCUAUCUUCCCCCUCUCAUCCUUUUUUUGUUAUUCAUGCGAAACUUCUACCUCGGUGAGAACCAGAACGCCGUGCAGAACAUCGGUAUUGAUGGCCUUGCUCUGGAGAAUAAUCAAGCCGACGAGAGGAAGGAAGAAGACGCGGAGAAGGCACCGGCAAAGUAA
Messenger RNA from Desarmillaria tabescens, 399 nucleotides. RefSeq lists its product as uncharacterized. Lineage: Eukaryota; Fungi; Basidiomycota; Agaricomycetes; Agaricales; Physalacriaceae. The record is from RefSeq and is a predicted model, not a curated record. The transcript is spliced from 5 exons. The coding region runs from base 1 to 399 and encodes 132 amino acids.